GCUCCUCAGCCAAUGAGACUCCUUAGAAGAUCAAGUAUCAGUAUAAGUCAAGGACUUAAGAAGUUUCAAGGUUUGCAGAACCUUGCAGCCCGUCUUCGCCAUCAAGACACUCUCUUCUUUUCGGCUUUUCUGAGGUCUAAAGCUCCCUGUCAUCAUGUCCGACACAGAGGACGUUGGGGUCGAAGAGCUCGAAGAAGGAGCUGAAGAGGUAGUAGAGGUAGAGGUAGCCCCAGAGGCAGCUCCUGAACCGGAGCCUGAGCCUGAGCAAGAACCAGAGCCAGUGCCAGAACCAGAGCCAGAAACACAGCCAGAACCAGAGCCAGAACCAGAACCAGAGCCAGAACCAGAGGUGCAUGAGGAAGAGGCCUAUGAAGAGGAAGUGGAAGAAGGAGGACAAGAUGAGGAGAAGCCCAAGUUCAAACCAAGUGCACCAAAGAUCCCUGAAGGGGAUAAGGUGGACUUUGAUGACAUCCAGAAGAAGCGUCAAAACAAAGACCUCAUUGAGCUGCAGGCCCUGAUUGAUGCCCACUUUGAGUGCAGGAAGAAGGAAGAGGAGGAGCUUAUUGCUCUGAAAGAGAGAAUCGAGAAACGUAGGGCUGAGAGGGCAGAGCAGCAGAGGAUCCGUGCUGAGAAGGACAAGGAGCGUCAGGCAAGACGUGAGGAAGAGAGGCUGAGGAAGGAGGAGGCUGAUGCUAAGAAGAAGGCAGAUGAAGACGCCAAGAAGAAGUCUGCCCUGUCUAGCAUGGGCUCCCAGUACAGCAGCUACCUGCAGAAGGCCGAUUCAAAGAGGGGAGGUAAGAAACAAACUGAAAGAGAGAAGAAGAAGAAGAUUCUUGCAGACAGACGCAAGGCUCUGAACAUUGACCAUCUGAAUGAGGACAAGCUGAGGGAGAAAGCUAAAGAGCUGUGGGACUGGUUGUACUCCCUGGAGGCUGAGAAGUUUGAGCACAUGGAGAAACUCAAGAGGCAGAAGUAUGAGGUCAUCUCUCUCAGAAACCGCAUUGAUGAAUUGCAGAAGCACUCCAAGAAGGGCGCUGCUGCUCGCCGCAGAAAGUAAGCGUUCAUGGAGGAAUCUACUCGCGGUCAAGACAUGCCUGCUGCCUGCGUCCCCGAGCUCUGUCUUCAUUCACCAGGCAUCUCUGAACCCACCCAAAGUUCGCAGUUUAACAGAGGCUGUCAAAGGCGAUCUUCCACACCCUGCGUGACAUUAUCACUGUCCGGUCUUAGCAGUAGUUGCAGUAGGAACUUCCCCCCUUGCUCUGUCUUUAGGUUCUCACCUUCCGUUUUUGUAAAUAAUGUUUGGCUCGCCAGCUUUAUCUGUUGCAUCUGGCAGUUCAAUAAAAUUAUUCUUCAAAACUGAUAAA
Messenger RNA from Puntigrus tetrazona (Sumatra barb), 1364 nucleotides. RefSeq names its product troponin T type 3b (skeletal, fast) (gene tnnt3b). Lineage: Eukaryota; Metazoa; Chordata; Actinopteri; Cypriniformes; Cyprinidae. Gene Ontology annotation, cellular component: troponin complex. The record is from RefSeq and is a predicted model, not a curated record. The transcript has 15 exons. Gene Ontology annotation, biological process: muscle contraction; regulation of muscle contraction; sarcomere organization. Gene Ontology annotation, molecular function: troponin I binding; troponin C binding; tropomyosin binding. The coding region runs from base 155 to 1057 and encodes 300 amino acids.